CAGCCAGAGAAGAAGAGUAAAUAAGGAAGUGCAGACUGAACAUGAAGCUAUGCUCCGGCAGCUGUCAGGACAGAAACAAUCACACAGUUAGAUCACAGUCAAAGCUGACAAUGCGAUGGGAAACUGCUGGGCUUACUGCACUCAGCUCUUCAGCCGGGAAGUCAGCAGGAUCCAGAAAGGAGGCGGGUCAAAAUACUUCAGAAGCACCACAGCAGGAGAACAUUAUACAAUAGAGUUUGAAAAUCUGGUAGAAAGUGACGAGGCUGAAAGCCCACAGCCCUGCCCAAGACCCAUCAGUGAAGAUGAGCUCAAUCAUCUCAAGGAACAUUGUUAUGCUGCCAUUUCAGACAAGCAGGUCCUCAUCGACCAAAAGCUACAAGCCGAGUUAGAGGCACAAGAGCAGAUGUUGAGGCUAGAAGAAGAGGCUAGAAUUGGCGCCCAGCGUGAGGCCGCCAGGCUGGCUCGUGAACGAAAACUGAAGGAGCAGCUGCCUGCCCAGAGGACACAAGGGAAAACACGUAGCUCUGGCAGUGAAACGCAGCAGAAAAAACAAACCUCUGGAGAGAAUUUUGAUGUUUACCUGCAAAAUGUUAGAGCCCAGUCUGAGGCCUUCAGGAGCAACAGAAUCAAUCGUGCACUUCCUGUCUGGGAGCGGUCACGGACCGAGGAGGACAUCCUGCAGGCGUCUCUGAAGCCUGGCAGCAGGCAGGUGAACAGCGGGCCCACCUCGGCCUCUGAUGACUCCAACGCUCUGGAGUGGGAGAAUGAUUUUGUGAGUACUCACCCAGAGGACGCUGAGUUUGAAGGGUUUGUCAACCCCGUCCACGACACCCCUGUGGACGAUGUCCCGGACUGCAGCCUCAUGUUGGACAAUCAGGACAGAUAGUGACUAGCACCAAAGGAAAUAUUUACCGUGGCCUCACCAGCUUUUUGCCUCAUGAAAUGGAAAUGUAUCUACAUGUUCCUCUUUUCUGUAAACUGUCAUGCUGCAAGAUAAUGUGCUGGAACUCGA
Messenger RNA from Austrofundulus limnaeus, 1012 nucleotides. RefSeq names its product adaptor related protein complex 1 associated regulatory protein (gene ap1ar). NCBI's taxonomy places the organism in Eukaryota, Metazoa, Chordata, Actinopteri, Cyprinodontiformes, Rivulidae. Gene Ontology annotation, biological process: negative regulation of cell motility; negative regulation of substrate adhesion-dependent cell spreading; regulation of Arp2/3 complex-mediated actin nucleation. Gene Ontology annotation, cellular component: endosome. Gene Ontology annotation, molecular function: kinesin binding; AP-1 adaptor complex binding. The record is from RefSeq and is a predicted model, not a curated record.